This is a messenger RNA of Astyanax mexicanus (Mexican tetra), 11583 nucleotides long. It is a transcript of the gene grin2db, whose product is annotated as glutamate receptor ionotropic, NMDA 2D. Bases 412 to 6240 code for a protein of 1942 amino acids. The record is from RefSeq and is a predicted model, not a curated record. Gene Ontology annotation, molecular function: transmitter-gated monoatomic ion channel activity involved in regulation of postsynaptic membrane potential; NMDA glutamate receptor activity. The transcript has 17 exons. Gene Ontology annotation, biological process: synaptic transmission, glutamatergic; excitatory postsynaptic potential; long-term synaptic potentiation. Lineage: Eukaryota; Metazoa; Chordata; Actinopteri; Characiformes; Acestrorhamphidae. Gene Ontology annotation, cellular component: postsynaptic membrane; plasma membrane; NMDA selective glutamate receptor complex.
CAGCCUUCUGGUUUUAGCUCUGCGGUCUCUAAGCGUUUCUGCUUUACAGGAUGGACAUGUCCUUGAUGAUUUCCUGCAUGUUUAUUGGAUGGAAAAGACAGAAUCCACCAAUUACAGGCGCGCGCGCGGCUGGAGCUGGAGAAGCUGGAGGAGCUGCUGGUGGAGGAGCUGCUGCUGGUGGAGGAGCUGCUGAGGCUGCUGGAGGUGGUGCAGGUGGUGGUGCAGGUGGUGGAGGCAGCAGCACUGAGGAUGGGGGGCCGCCUGGAGAGCGAGGGGAGAGGAGCCUGAGACGCACACACACACGCUCGCUCGCUCGGUGGCUCUCGCGCGUGCGGGCGGGCGCGCACACGGUACACUCUGUUUGCGCCCUCUGCUGCCGCUUCGCCCCCUCCGGCCUCCUUGUCUGUUGCCAUGGUCACAGUACCUGCCCUCUCUCUCCUGUUGGCCCUGGUGGAGUGGGUGGGGCCAGCAGGCUCCUCCCCUCACCUCUUGCUCCGCCCCCGCGAGCGUGAGCGCGACCCAGUGGCCUCGAUGCACUUCAACAUCGCGGUGAUCCACGCGGGCUCCGGGGCGCAGGGGGACGCGGGGGCCGCGGCAGCCGGGGGCAGGGUGCUGUACCCGGGCUUUGGUCGGGUGCACAGCAGUUUCGGAGAGAGCGUGGUCACCCAGUGGGGCUCCGCCAACGUCAUCUGGCUUCAGGUGAAUGACAGCAGUCCCAGGACGCUGCUCUCCCAGCUGUGUGACCUGCUGGCAGCGAGGCCCUUGCAGGGGCUGGUGUACGAGGACGAAAGGCCCCUCCCGCUGGCGUCCGGCCCACUGGCUCCCAUGCUGGAAUUCGUCUCGGCCCAGACCGGACUCCCCAUCGUGGCGGUGGGAGGGGGCGCAGGCUUGGGCAGGGUGCCACAGGAGACGGGCUCCAUCUUCCUGCAGUUCAGCACCUCCACCGCUCUUCAGCUGGAAGUGAUCUUCGAGGUGCUGGAGGAAUACGACUGGACAGCCUUCUCGGUGGUGUCCACGCGUCACCAUGGCUACCAGGACUUCCUGUCCGUGGUGGAGGGCUUGACGGACGGCUCCUUCAUCGGCUGGGAGAAGAAGAGUGUGGUGAUGCUGAACUUAACCGACGACCCGGGCGGAUCCCGCACCCGGCGGCUGCUGAAGGAGAACGAAGCACAGGUGAGGUUGCUGUACUGUUCUCAGGAGGAGGCUGAGCAGGUGUUUUACGCAGCGUGGGCCGCAGGUCUGGCGGGGCCGUCUCAUAUUUGGUUUGCGGUGGGUCCUGCUCUCUCCGAGCUGGGUCUGUCCGGGCUGCCCAACCGGCUGUUCGCUGUUCGGCCGCAGGGCUGGAGGGACGAGCCACGCCGCCGCAUCGCCCGCGGGGUGUCCGUCCUCACCCACGGGGCCGUGGCCCUGCGCAAGGACUACGGAGCCACAGGGGGGCCACACUUUGUCACCAACUGUCAGUCUGAUGGAAACAGAACGCAGAAGAUCCGUGGGAGGAUGAAAUACUUCAGUAACAUCACGCUGGGAGGGAGGGACUACUCCUUCAAUAGCGACGGCUACCUGGCCAAUCCCUUUCUGGACGUGAUCUCCUACACUGCUGGGAGUGGCUGGGAAGACGUAGGAUGGUGGGAGAAUGGAGUGCUUCGUCUGAGAUAUCCCGCCUGGUCUCGCUACGGCCCCUUCCUGCAGCCGCCAGACGACGCUCAGCACCUGAGGGUGGUGACCCUAGAGGAGCGUCCCUUCGUCAUCGUGGAGCUGGCUGAUCCCGCCUCCGGGACCUGCAUCAGGGAUUCCGUGCCCUGCAGACGACCCCUCAAUGCCACGGCUCUUCAGGAAGGCGUGGCUCCAAUGAAGCAGUGCUGCAAGGGCUUCUGCAUCGACAUCCUGAAGCGCCUGGCCCGGAUUGUGGGCUUUACCUAUGAUCUCUACCUGGUGACCAACGGAAAGCACGGGAAGAAGAUUGACGGCGUGUGGAACGGCAUGGUGGGCGAGGUGGUGUAUAAGCGUGCGGACAUGGCAAUCGGCUCCCUCACAAUCAACGAGGAGAGGUCAGAGGUCAUUGACUUCUCCGUGCCCUUUGUGGAGACGGGGAUCAGCGUCAUGGUCUCGCGCAGUAACGGAACGGUGUCCCCGUCCGCCUUCCUCGAGCCAUACAGUCCUGCUGUCUGGGUGAUGAUGUUCGUUAUGUGCCUGACCGUGGUAGCUGUGACCGUCUUCAUCUUUGAGUUCUUCAGUCCGGUGGGAUACAACCGCAGCCUGCAGAACGGCAAGAAAGCCGGAGGGUCUAAGUUCACCAUCGGGAAGUCCAUCUGGCUGCUGUGGGCGCUGGUCUUCAACAACUCAGUUCCCGUGGAGAACCCCAAAGGCACCACCAGUAAGAUCAUGGUUCUGGUGUGGGCUUUCUUUGCUGUAAUCUUCCUGGCCAGUUACACUGCCAACCUGGCCGCCUUCAUGAUCCAGGAGGAGUACAUCGACACCGUUUCCGGCCUCAGCGACAGGAAGUUCCAGCACCCGACGGAGCAGUACCCUCCGCUGAAGUUCGGGACGGUUCCCAACGGCAGCACGGAGAAGAACAUCCGCAGUAAUUACCCCGACAUGCACCACUACAUGAUCAAAUACAACCAGAAGGGAGUGGAGGAGGCCAUCACCAACCUGAAGACUGGUAAGCUGGAUGCGUUCAUCUACGAUGCCGCAGUGCUGAACUACAUGGCUCGUAAGGAUGAAGGCUGUAAAGUGAUGACGAUAGGCUCGGGCAAGGUCUUCGCCACCACGGGCUACGGCAUCGCCCUCAUCAAGAACUCCCGCUGGAAGCGGCCGCUGGACCUGGCCCUGCUGCAGCUGGUGGGCGACGAUGAGAUCGAAAUGCUGGAGCGUCUCUGGCUCUCGGGGAUCUGUCACAAUGAUAAGAUCGAGGUGAUGAGCUCCAAACUGGACAUCGACAAUAUGGCCGGAGUCUUCUACAUGCUGCUGGUGGCCAUGGGCCUGAGCCUGCUGGUCUUUGCCUGGGAGCACCUCGUUUACUGGAGGCUUCGUCACUGUAUGAGCAGAAUGGGCCAGACCGGCAAACUGGACUUUCUUUUGGCCUUCAGCAGGGGAAUGUAUAGCUGCUGCAGUUUUGAGGACGAAACUGCACAAGGUGGAGUCAAAGUCACUGUUUCCACCCAUCAUCACCCCUCUGUGGUAUCAGCCCCUCCCUCAUCCCAUGUUGUCACAGCAUCCGUCGCCAACGCAGCCAUUGCCAUGGUUCCACAACAGCAGCAACAGCAGCAGCAACAGCAACCUCAGCCGCAAUCCUACAAAACCCCACUACCCGGGUCCCCUCCUGCUGUGGUUCACUCUGCAGCAGCGAUGGGGCCUUCCACCACACCUCUUAUGGGUGCUCCUCUUCCGUGCUCUACUUUCUUACCCCGCCCGGACCGCAGACUGGCUGUGGUGGACCGUUGGAGGCUUCCCAAAUCCACCAGUGCAACCAUAGGAGUCAGGGGAGGCUUAUCAGACAUAGGGCCCUUCCCACAAAAGGGAGCCCCUACAUGGGCAGGCAGUGGAGCUGCUGGCAGCAGCAUGGAUGGAUACAAGCGCUACUAUGGCCCUAUUGAUCCUGAGGGUCUGGGACCAUGUGUUGACCAGCAGGCAGGUUCUCAAACUCCCAAAACUGCCCCUAGGAGUCACCAGCCACCCCCUCCAGCUACUAUGGUUUUCUAUCAGGAGAAGGGCAUGGACCAUGGGUUGGGGAAGAAGGUGGGGGUGGGUACUGGUGGAGGGGGUCAGGGGAAGGGGGUGAAGUCUUUGGGGACACCUCGGCUGCCCCCAAAAAGCCAGACUCCAGCCCCACUGCCUCCUAACCCCCCACUGCAGCACCCCUCUCCCCCUCUCCCCUCAUCCCUCUGGAGAAAGCGGCGUCCCAAAAAGCCAAAAGAGCCUGGUGGUCCCCUAUACGAGAACAUUUUGCCCUUGGGCCGGAGAGGUGGUGGCAGGGAUGCGGGUCGCAGACCCAGACCAUCUCCCCCACUUCCCAUCCCUGUGCCUGUACCCCUUUCCCCAUCAUUCACUCCUCCAUCCCCAUCUGCUUCACUUCCUUACACCUCCACUUCAUCCUCCUCCUCCAGCACUAGCUCAUCGACUACUUCAUCUGCCUCUUCCUCUCGGUCUACAUCACCCUCAUCCACCUCCAGUACCUCCUCACGCAGCACGAGGGAUAGAGAAGCAGAGGAGGAGGAUGAAGAGGACCUGGACGAGCUAACUGAAGAGUCCAGCCUUCUGCAGGGACACAGUCGAGACAGAGAACGCUCCAUUCUGUCUCCUAGAUCGCUCACACAUGGUCCUCCACCACCACCCAUUCCCCCACGCAAGCCUCGUGGAUCACAUGGAGAGAGAGAAGGUGGAAGAGAAAGAGAGCGGGGUGGCAGCCAGUUAGCCCAACUCCAGGAAUGGUGGGCGGGUUGGGGGGAAAGAGAAAGAGAUAGGAGCGGUGGGGGGUCUGGCGACACCGAGCGCAAGAGAGAGAAGAAGCGGCGAAAAGAGAGGGAAAAGGACAAGAAGAAAAAGAAGAAGAAGAACAAGAAACGAAAAAAAAGAGAGGAGCGUGAGAGGGAAAGAGAGCGCAAGCGUCGGAAGGUGAAAAAGAAGAAAAAGAAGGCAACAAAGACAAAAAAGAAAAAGAAGGUUUCUGCUGGCAAACACUCAGAGCCCGAGGAGGGUGAUGUGGAAGCAGAAAGAGAGGGAGAUGGGGAUGCAGAGAGAGAGGGAGAGUUCUCGUCUUUUUCCACCCAAUACCGCAGCAUGUUUGGAGAUAAGGGUAACCUUUCUGCUUGGGAAGGAGAGAGGGAAAGAGGCAGGAGAGAUGGAGGGGAGGAGGUUGGGGAUGAACGUGAUGAGGAGAGUGGAGGGGGGCGAAAUAGACAAAGAAGGCCAAAAGGUAGCCAUACACGUCACAGGCCUUCCAGCAAGCGAUACCCCAACCUCAACAAGUUACCUGCCUCAGUCAAGUUCUGGGUUAGCGGAGGGGGUACGGAAGCAACAUCUGGAAUCUCUCCUCCUUCUUCCCUACACACUCUACUCCCAUCAGCUAAGCGGAGGAGGAGUAGUGGGGCAGAAAGAGAUAUGGGAGGAAGGGGAGGAGAGCGACGGCCACUGCUUCUGCAUUACGAAAGGGGAAGGGCACACACGCGAGAGGGCUUGUCAUUCCAUGAGUGGGACUCAGAGGAUGAAGAUGAGGAUGAGGAAGAAGAGGAGGAGAGAGAGAGGGAGCGAGAAAGGGAGAGGGUGGAGGAAAGAAUGAGAAGGGCAGGAGGUAGAGGGGCAGUGUCAGAGUCUGAGAGAGAUCGAGUCCAGGCAGAGGAGAGUUACUCAGAUGACGGAUCCUCUGGGGAGUUUGGUCGCUUUGAAAGGUACUGGGAGGGCAAUGGUGGGGGAGGAGCUAGUGGAAUAGGAGGUGGAGGCUGGUUUUUCGGAACCUACCCUGCCCGAGAGAAAGGGGGAAGCAUCAACAGCAGAGAUGAUUCUAUCCUGGGAAGAUCUGAGGCGUGGGUAGGGGGAGAUUUUUGGGGUUCAGGGGCAGGAAUAGGCUGGGGCUCUGGGGGAGGCAGUGGAGGGCUUGGCCCACAGUGCCCACCUUUUCCCACUUCUCUUCCACCCCCUCGACGCUAUUGGUCCGUAGAUAAGUUGCCCAUGAAAGGUGAAAAACGCAGUCGCAGCGGGGCUAAAGGUAAAGGUAACAGGGCUAGGGACAGGGAGCAAGAUGCAUGUUCAUAUGCACAGUUUAGCCACAGCAGACCUCAUGGCCACUCCAAGCGGGGAAGUGUCACCUCUCGCAGCCAGGAGGAGUUGCUUCCCCACUGCCAUAGCUUCAGUGGGGGUUCACGCCCCAAAUUGCCCCCUAAACCCGACACCGCCAAAUCUGGGAGCCAGUCCAACCUCAACACCCAACAGGCACAGCAUUCAGAGCCAUCACCUUCCCCUCCCCAACCUUUACUGCCCUCACCCUCAGCACCCUCCUCCCUCCCCAUGCCCAUCCCUCCACCCCCAUCCUCCGCCUCAGUGUCCCCCCCACCAGUGCUGUCCCCUGGACCGGCCACAGGUGCCUCCCAGUCGGUGACAGCCAGUGCCAAGCUCCAGUACCAGAGACUGCGCUCCGUGCCCCAGCCGCGUCGCUUUUACUCCCCCCACCUGCCCCUCAAAGCCAAGAGCCUGUGUUCCCGUCGUGGCUCCGCUCAUUUCUCCAGCCUGGAGAGUGAAGUAUGACACGGGGCUUCGCUGCUGCGCGUGUGUGUGAGCUCUACAGUGAGACGCAGCUGGAGUGUGACGCACAUAGACGUGCCACACCGGGACCAGGACAGCGAACACAACCGCCACGGCGGAGACGCCGGCAGCAGCCGGGAUGGCGGCAGUGAUGUCAAUACAGGGGACGGGUCAGCGAAGGCUGUCUCUGUCACCACGGAAACCCCAGCCGUGCUCCACCUCCGGUCUGAACUGAGCAUUACGAUGUCAUCUGUAGUCCUGUCCUCCAAUGAGAAUGCUGGAUAGUGCUUUUUUCUGGAAUCUGUGAGUAAUGAUGUCAUGUUUACACACACAAACAGUCAUUUAAGGAAAAUACUUUUUUCGGCUUGUUUGAUUUUGGUCGUCCACCUUUGAUGGGAGGCCAGGGAAUAUGGAGACUGCUAAGGCUGAGGCCGCCUUUUCACUUUGUUAACGGUUCACUGGCAGUGAGCAAGCAAUUCCUGUGAUCUGCAGCCUGCAGAGACAUCCCUCCUUUUUGUGUCUGACCCUCAUGGCCACAAGAUAUACAAACCUCGUCAAAUAUCUCUACUAUGUACAUUUGCUUAUAUUUUUAAUGCAAAGGCGAUUCAGCCCGUCAGAUCCCAUCCGGGGAGGGCCACCCAUCCCACCAGACCUUUUCUUGUCCUAACAGAACUCUGAUUGAUGCUGUAGUGUCCAUGUUUUGUCCAUCAGGGAUGUUCCUAGGGUCGAAGGAGACUUGCUUCAACAGAAAGAACAACAUGGGACAACAACAAAGUUCAUGUAGCAGUCUUUUUCUGUAAGAUUUGUUUUGGUACUCCAGGAUUCCCAACUCCUUUUUUAAUCUAUUUAUUGCUCUCACCGUGUUAGUAUUUUAAAGUAGAGUAAGCUAGCUGUGUCUGAAGUUAAAUAUUAGGCUAGUUCUGGAUGCCAAAUAACAGAGCAUACAGGUCAUUAGGGUGGACCCAUGCCAUUCGAUCUCUCUUGUUGGCUUGCAGUAUAUAUCACAAAAGCAAUACAUAACUGUCUUAACCAAAAUGAGGAUGGGUUGCAAUAUCUAUAAUUGGCACUAGAUGGCUACAUAAUAUUAAAAUUAGGUAAUAACCCUUGCUGCUGGGCCUUGUCUUUUAGACAUUAUUAUAAUUCUAUUUUUUCUUUAAUAGUGAAAUAAUUUUGCAGAUAUAAAUGAUUGGCACAUCUUACCUUGGGGUGUCCGACCACCACGUGUUACAUUGGCAGGCACUGCAAUUUUCCACUGCGAAGGAGAUGCAUUUUAGAAAGCACAAAAGCUCUGGCUCGUGCCAGAAAAGGCAUCAGCAUCACCAUUUAAUACAUUAAGGGCAAACAAUAAAUCCAUCUUGAUCCAAAGCAGCGAGGAUCCUACCAGGAGUCAACAUGUGAACACUGAGCACACAUCGGGCCUUCAAUUCCUCUAGAUAGCUGACUCUGUGAAAAAGGUGUUGCUGAGGCUUAUUUGACGUCAGGCACAGCUCAUUUGCCCUCGUCGUAGUUGAAUGUAGCUUUGACAUGAUGUAGCAAAAUGUAGAGACACUUUUAGACUUUGUAGCAUUCUUGGAAGCUCACAUCACCGGACAUCAUGACCACACCUGCAGGUCGCUGACGCAAGCGGGCCGACACAUGUUGUCACAGACAAAAGAGAUUAGAUCACCCUUUACCCUUUUCUUUAAGAGGAUCUGUGAUGUCUGUCUCUUCUUUACAAAUAACUGCUUUAUUAAUGAGGGCUCUUUCCGUUGUUGUUUGGAAACAAGUGUGCUAUCGUUUGCAGAGGGUUGGAUUACUUUGCCCCUUGGUCUGGCAAGGGUAGCUCUACAUAAUCACAUUAAAGUUGGGGAUAAACGAACAUGCUCAGGUAUUGAAGUGCGGUGCGUGCAAUUGAGUCGCGAGCACAGCCGCUCAGUCCCUUGUGCUCUGUGCUCUGACAUGCUGUUGUUUCUUUUCUUUUUUUUAUCUGUAUUCUGAUAAGCCUGCCUCCUGAACUCAAAGUGGCUUGUAGUUCAUAAAGUAUUCCAUGUACUUGUGAUAUUUUUAUAUGCGUGUACAUAUGUAAAAAUGCUUCUUCCUCAUCAUGGUCAUGGUGAGUUCGAAGGCUACCUAAAAUCUUUUGGGUGCAAAGCACCCCUGGACAGGGUACCAGUUCAUUGCAGGGUACCACACACACAACCAUUCACUCAGAACUAGGGGGCAAUUUAGCAUGCCCAAAACACUUAGCAUGUGUAUUUUAGGGGGAUUGUAGAUUGUUUGUGAUUUUGCUGAGGAAACCUGUACAGACACGGAUAGAACACACCAAACUCCACACAGACAGUGUCCCUAGAGUUGUGCAACACACGCACUGCCCGAGGCUUACCCUUGCCACCCUGUACAAAGGCUUUUCUUCACUAUGAAGGACACUAUAACAUUGAAUCAAUGUUGUGUGCAGCAUAAGUUUUGUGCAACACAUUUGAUAUGCACUUACCUAACUGACCCACCCAUGUACCUACCUACCCACCUGUUUUUUACUACUUACUACUGUUUUACUAACUUACCUUCUUUUGGAUAUCUACCUACUCACCGACCCUACAUAAUUAUAUACUGAUAUACUAACCUACUCACUUACAUACCUAUCUAAUCCAACAUACCCACCUUCUUACUGACCCUCCCACUUACCUAAAUGACCUACCCAACUAUUUACCUAUUUAUGUACAUUCGAGCCUACCCAUUUACCUUUCCACCUUCUUAUUGACUCGCAUACUUAGCAACCCUUACCUCUUUACAUAACCUACCUACCCAACUACUCACAUGCUUACUUCCCUAUGUACCCAUGCACAUACUAACCUACCCACUUAUCUUCCUACUAACCUUCUUAUUGACUCAACUACUUACUAUCCCUCCCUCCUUACCUAACUGACCAACUGAACUACUUACAUACUUAUCUUCUUACCUACCCAUGUACAUACUAACCUACCCACUUACCUACCUACCUCUCUAAUCAACCAUACCCACCUUCCUACUGACCCAAACAUUCACCUACCCGUUUCCUACCUACCUGUCUACCUGUCACACUAGCCUAUCUACUUACCUACCUACCUAAGCAGCCAUACCCACCUUCUGACCGACCCACCUACUUAUCUAAAUGACCUACCCAACUAUUUACCUGUCUAUGUACAUACUAGCCUACCUUCUUGCCCAACUGACCAGCCCACCUUCCUACCAUCUUACUGACUCACCUACUUACCAACUCUUCCUCUUUACCUAACCUACCUACCCAACUACUUAUAUACUUACUUCCCUAUAUACCCAUGUACAUACUAACCUACCCACUUACCUUCCUACCCACCUACUUAUUGACCCUACAUCCUUUCCUGACUAACCUACCUAUCUAUUUACAUACUUAUCUUCUUAUCUACCCAUGUACAUACUAAUCUACCCACUUACCUGCCUAUCUGCCUACCUUCUUACUGACCCCACCCACUUACCGAAAUGACAUACCCAACUAUUUACCUACCUCCCUACCCGUGUACCUACUAGCCUACCCAUUUUCAUACCUUUUUAUUAACCCAAACACUUACCUACCUACCUCUUUCCUACCUUCUUACUGACCCACACAUUUUCCUUCCUGCAUACCUCCUUACCUAACCAACCUCACUCAGAAGUGAGAAGAAGAUUAAUUAGGUAGGUAGGUAGGUAGAUAGAUACAGUAAGUGUGUAGGCUAGUAUGUACAAAGGUAGGAAGGUUUCCUAGGUUACCUACUAGUGUACCCAUCCAUACACUUACCUACCUCCUCACUUAACUGACCUACCCACCUGCCAUGAGCCUAUGAAGUCUCUACAUGAUUCUUUCCGCAGUUCUUUCCGUCGGUUGUCCACCCUUGGAGCACUUUUGCUAGAUACUAUCCACUGCAAAACCUGCCUUAACUCUGCCUGUUAGAAAUGUAAGCCAUUGCCAUGAGGAACCCUUGUUCAAACAUUACCCUGCAUUCUGUAGUCUUGAUCACAGGUACAUGGAUUUCAGGUACGAACUACAGGCCAGUCCUGGUACAGUAGGCGGCCCUCGUCAGAAUGCAGUAAGGGCGGGAGGGGGUGGGCGGGGGUGGGGGGAGCGACUAAACAGAUCUGGUGUGGCGUGUGUUCACUGGAUCUGUCACUGACCCUCGCUAAGUUAAAAGGCGCUAACACGGUACUCUGUGACUGCAUGUACAGAACAGAUUUCUGUUUCUUUUUUUGUUUUGUUUUUUGUUUUUCUUUCCAUGAAGCUUCAUUUUGCUGAGAAAAAAAGGAAUAUAUCUCUAUAUAUACUGUUUUUGGAGAAUGUAUCAUGUUAUGCUGUGAAUUAACUUUUAGCUAUUUGAUUAAGCAUUGUAUUUAAGUUUCCACUCAAAUUCUAUCAUUUAUCUAUACAAAAAUAUACAUACAUAAAUUUAUAUAUAUAUAUAUAUAUGUACAAAUAAAUAUAUACAUAUAUAUACACAGACAGGUAUAUAUAUAUAUGAAAUGAGUUAAGUUUGGUAUACUUGGAGGAAGUGUUAGAGAACUAGUUUUAAAUGUUUUAGCUUUGUAGCGGUUCUAGAUACUGGAGACAUUUUUGAAUUUUUGAUUCCUCCUAUAUGACUGUGAAAACAUUAGUGCCUGUGAAGAAAAACAAACGACAAAAAAAGACAAGACAAGAAUCAAGUCCGAUGUCCUCAUCCAUAAAUUAUACGUAUGUCCGUCUCAACGUCCAUCCAUCCAUCCAUCCAUCCGUCCAUUUCUUUGUUUUCUUUUGAUUUCUUUUCUUUUUCACUGAUUCUUUGGUAUUUGCAAGCGGGUUUUUCACAGACUUUAAUACUGCUUUAAUAUACGCUUCUGUAAUACUGCCUAAAGGUCUCGGUCUGUUCUUCUUUUAUUUUUCAGCUCACUUGUCCACUUCUCCAUGUGUCCAUCCAUCCACCCAUCCCUCCAUCCGUGCACUCAUCUGUGUGUCCAUUCAUCCACCUGUGGGUAUUGGUAAGCCUUUUUGUUGCUUUCCUGACUCCGAAACUGUUCCGCGACUCUGAUACUACCUAAACGACUCAUUUUUUCUCAAGUCUUAUUAUCCAUGCAAUUUUUGGGGGUUCAUUUUCUACGAUGCCUCUGUUAUUAAAUCAUUUGGAUGAUCAUGAAUCCUUUCUUUUCGUUUUACCUGCCGAUCCAAACUGACUAAAUACUUCUAUCUGUUUUUAUUUGUUGUUACCUUGUUUUCUGUUCUGAUAUUCGUGGUUUUAAUGCACUGCUUUAUCCCUCUGUCAGUUCUCUCACUUAGCAAAAAAACAGAGACCAGUAGCUACUGUGUUCUUGCUCCUGUUGAUUGAUUAUUAAAGAUGAUGAUCAAUUUGA